Messenger RNA from Scatophagus argus, 1431 nucleotides. Its product is annotated as gamma-glutamylaminecyclotransferase-like. The record is from RefSeq and is a predicted model, not a curated record. The transcript is spliced from 2 exons. Gene Ontology annotation, molecular function: gamma-glutamylaminecyclotransferase activity. NCBI's taxonomy places the organism in Eukaryota, Metazoa, Chordata, Actinopteri, Scatophagidae. Bases 107 to 664 code for a protein of 185 amino acids.
CUGUGCCCUCUUGUCUUUUCCUGUCCGGACCUUUUAUAUUUUGCGUUAUUUGUUGCGUUGUGAGUUCAGCUCGUGUAGGCUCUUCAAGUUGUUUUCAGGAUAGUUGAUGUCCGGUUUCAUACGUCAGGCGAGCAGGGAUGAGGAAGGCAGCGAGUCAAUCCAAGUGCAGGUUCGCCUGCAAUCCUGCAUCCACAUGACUCAUGUCUUUGUCUAUGGCACCCUGAAGAGGGGCCAGCCCAACAACUAUCGUAUGUUUGACAGGACCAAUGGUAAGGCGGAGCUCCUCGCCUCAGCCUCCACCAUCCAGAAAUACCCGCUAGUGAUUGCCAGCAAGUACAAUGUCCCCUUCCUCCUCAACGUGCCCGGGCAGGGUCACCGAGUCAUGGGGGAGAUCUACAAAGUGGACGACCGGAUGCUGAAAUUCCUGGACGCCUUUGAAGGGGUCCCCACCAUGUACCAGCGAACUGUGGUCAAGCUGGAAGUGAAGGAGUGGGUGGGGGAGGCGGAGGGAGAGGAGAAGCCGGCAGCAGGAAGCUUCACAGAGGCGUUUGUGUACAGUACGACAACGUAUGAGCCAGAUUGGCUCUCUCUGCCCAACUAUGAGAGCUAUGACUCAGAUGGAGAUCACGGGCUCAAGUAUGUGACCAGAGAAUCACGAGAUUGAUGUAGCUUGCUGGAGGACGAAGAGCUGAUCCUUCUGCCUUUGUACAUGUAGUGUCAGCAGUGCAGGUGGAGGACUUCGAUCAGUGAAAAGCACACUCGAAUACAUUCCUGUGUCUCGUUUUUACAUGUCAUGGCUUAGACGCCUGUGGGAGUGUCAUGCUUUUCAUUUGGUUCUAGUAGCUUGUAUCCUGGUCUCAGUCUUACAGCGUGUACUGUAUCUUUAAGUUUACCUCAUUCUUUGCAUUGUAGCUGACACAGCACGUAGAACCUAUGCAAUCAGCUUCUACAGACAGACAAGACUGGUGUGUCAACUCUUGCAGUCUAUUUGUGACCAGCUCUCACAUUCUCAUGUGUUCUUCUUGUCAGACCCCAAUGGAGCGAAGCCCCCGUGUCUUUGAAUGAGGCAGCAGACAUCACUGAAAACUGAAAUGUCCUGAGCAGUGGUCUUUGUGUAACCGUGAGCCAGUGUGAAACGAAUUACAGGCGUGGUCAUGUUUCCUUGCAGAAAUAAGACUACACGCCUUAACCACAACUGUGUACUUACAGUGAGAAGAAAAACACUUCUUGGAACUGUAAUUUAAGCUCUCAAGAUGAGAUGGCGUUCUUGGCAUUUGGCCUGCCGGUGCUUAAGAAAGUGGUGACUGGUUCUGCAGGAGCACGCUCAAACAAAACUUCAAAGCCAUUUCAAUAUUCUUCCUGAAUUCUUUUUUGUCAUCGUCCUCCUCUAAGCUGUGUGAUUGUUUUGUCCCCAUAAAAACAAAAACAUCA